Messenger RNA from Rubroshorea leprosula, 1477 nucleotides. Lineage: Eukaryota; Viridiplantae; Streptophyta; Magnoliopsida; Malvales; Dipterocarpaceae. The record is from the annotation of a GenBank genome assembly.
GACUGAUUUAUCUUUGUUGGUUGGCAGUCCUCCUGAGCCUGAGGAAGCACUUAAAGGGAAAGAAGUAGGUCCUGAUGCAUUCGUCAAAUACUCUUUACCCUCUUACUAAACUAUUCUAGUUGUCAUACCUGCUAUUUUUAGACUGGAAAUAGAUUGCCUUUUCUAAACCAAAUAGCCCUUUACUCAACCGCUAGUUUCUACUCAUUCAGAGGAAAAUUUUGAUUUGAAUGCCUGCUGUUUAUACGACAGUCUUCUGUUCUUAGUGCCUUUUCUGCGUUGGUUGGUAGGGAUACAUCUCUAGAUCUAAAUGGAGAUGGAGAAAAGUCGACACAGAUCAGGCUUAGGCUUCUCCAAAAAAUGUGAUGGAAGGGAAAGGGUCUUGGGAAGGGUGAGCUAGGAAUUGUUGAGCCUAUAAAAUUUAGGAUGAAUUACAACAGACCAGUGAUUGGAGAAGAUGUUACUUAUGAUAUUGAUGACACUGAAGAGAAUCAACUAGAUAUUGAAAGACGAUUGAGGUGGCAGCAGCAGGAUCAGAUAAGCUUUUCCACAGUGAACGAUGAAAUAAUAGCAAAAGCUGAAUGGAGCAUCAAUAUGAAUGGAUUGUGGAAGUUGUAACUUUUUCAUACAGGUUUGUACUCUUCAUUGUUGUUUUAACUUGUUAGGAAUAUGAAUUUUGAGAAUUAAACGUGCAUAUUCUCCUUCUCCCUUUAUAUUGGGAAAAUGGAUGGUUCUAAUUUGACCUGAAAUCUAUGAUGUGUAAAUCCUCUUAAAAACUUGGUCAAAAUUUUCCUCUAAUUCCAAUUGCAUUUGAUGAGGAUGUGUCAAAACUUAGCUUUGGUAGAGGUCAGAGGAACCAUUGUUCCCCUUUUCUGCAGUGGUUUGUCAAUAGAGGAAUGCUUGCCCUCCUCUCUUUCUCUCCACUUUCUGGUAUGUGACCUGGAGAGUUUGAGUGCCUUAUCCACAUACAUGCAUCGCUGGAGCUGCCUAUGGCAUUAUUUACUAUCCCUAUCUUACAGGAAAAAAAUUCACAUCCAGAAUACAUGGCCUUACUAAAUAGUUGUCUUCCCUGGUACCUGCUGCGGUGAAAGCCUGGCACUAGAUUUUGUGGCAAUGCAAUUCAAAUUUGUUACGGAAUUAUGAACAUUUCACAUGUUUUUGGAUGUUAAACCCAUGCAUAUGCUGAAUGAUAUGCUUGAAGAUUAAAAAUUUCCUAUAAUUUUUUAAGCUUUUUUUAGUUGAAAGGAGUGUUUAGUCUUCUGUAGGGUAUAUGAGUAUUCUAUCCAUGUUCACGGAUGUGCUUUGUUCUCAGUACAUAACUAAUUUGUAAACUGACUUCUAAUGCACAGGCAUACCACAGAUUUAUUGGAGCACAUGAUGGCUCCAUCUCAAAUCUUAUGGCAACAUAAAUUUGGCAUUUUAAGGUAACAGAAUUUGUUCCAAAACUUUCUAACGCUUUCAAGAAACCAAAACGGUUUUG